This is a messenger RNA of Frankliniella occidentalis (western flower thrips), 1323 nucleotides long. RefSeq lists its product as uncharacterized. The record is from RefSeq and is a predicted model, not a curated record. The coding region runs from base 444 to 1100 and encodes 218 amino acids. The transcript has 2 exons. Lineage: Eukaryota; Metazoa; Arthropoda; Insecta; Thysanoptera; Thripidae.
CUGGCUCGGGCCCGGCUCCGGCUCAGUCUGCUCUGCUGCUGCACGGCCGUCAGGAGCGUCUCCCAGCCGCGUGCCGACGUCCCCGCGGCGACCCGGCAUCGCUCGUCCGCACUCGCGUGUUCGCGCCAACUCGUCACGGCCGCGCCCUUACCCUUGUCGUGCUCGUGCGUGCGCGCGCGUGUGCUCAGCGCGCGUCCGUGCGCGGCCCUGCGCGUGUGCUGCUGCUGCGGCCGUCCCUGCCCAGCGUGUUGUGGAUAUGUGUCAGUGAAAGUGCAAAGCGGAUACAGUGCAGUGUGUGUGUGUGUGGUGAUGGUCACGGUGACCCCCUGCGGGCCCUGUGGGUAGUGCGCCGGCCCUCGUGGUGAUGCUGGCCGCGGCGCUGGCCCAGGACGACGCCGGCGGGGGCGGCGGCGGCUCCUCGUAGGACGGACAGAGGAUGAACUAUGCCGGGCUCCGGCUGCAGCUGCACCCCGCCGAGCGCGCCCAGCCCGCGGAGCACGCGCAGCUCGCCCAUGGUUGACCGGCUGCUGGCGGGGCUGGUCCUGGCGUGGCUGGCCGGGCUCGGGGCGCACGCCGUCACCCUCAGCCAGGUGGUGGGCGGCGUCGGCGGCGGGGGCGCCGGCGGUGGUGGUGUCGGCGCCGCCCUCGCCUCCAUGAGCCCCUCCAUCGCGUCCGUGUCGGCCGCCGCCGACCCGGCGGACCCGCCCACCGGACCCGAGGACACCGUCGCAGGCUCGUCGGCGUCCUUCAUCAACUCAGGUCCGGGGCCGGGCGCGCCCGUCCUCGCGGCCGUCGACCUCCCCGGCAGCCCGGGGCUCUCGCUGGGCGGCGACCUGGCGGGCGGCGGCAUGUCCGGCGAGGUGUCCGGUGCGUCGGGCUCGUCCAAGUCGGGCGUCGGCGUCGGCGGGUCGCGGCUCAACAGCGCGGGCAAGAAGACGGGCUCGCGGUACGGCGACGCGUCGCGGGGCACGGCCCACGACGCUCCCAGGCCGUACUUCGAGGACGUCGGCAGCCGCAACGUGUCGGCCGUCGUGGGGCAGACUGCCGUGCUGCGCUGCAGGGUCAAACACCUCGCCGAGCAAAAGGUGAGUGACUGGUAAAGGAGUUUGUUGUGUAUUGCCCGAGGUAUUGCCUCCCCAUACUUUUCCUUGCGUUUCAUUUUUAUUUUAUUCCUUUAUUGCUGUAGUAUAGGUUUUGGUCGGGACCCAUUUUAAUUUCCCCCUCCCGAUCUCUCUCUUCCCUUUGUUUCUAUUACACGACUUUUGAGUAUCUCGAGAAGGGAGCGAGAAAACGACGACGACGACAACGCGCGGCGCGGAGAAA